AUGGUCGCCUCUUCUCUAAAAUCUGCCAAGGAACUUAUAAAAGAAUGUGUACAUGGCAGAGAUGCAGUUCGAGCUAACAAUGGGAUCCUCACUAGAAGUGGCAAAAUUGAGCAUUUGCAAAGGGAUGAAGGAGAGGCCAUUCAUGCAUAUGACGAUGAAGUUCAAACUCCUCAGGUGGCUCACACAUUCCGAAGAGGUUAUCUACCAUUACGCAAUGAAGGUGCAAGAGGAACUCUAUAUCGCGCUAGAGAUGACUUAAUAGCUUUGCAUGGAACCCAAGAAAUAUGCCUCAAAAUGAUAAAAUUCUAA
Messenger RNA from Pocillopora meandrina, 309 nucleotides. The record is from the annotation of a GenBank genome assembly. Lineage: Eukaryota; Metazoa; Cnidaria; Anthozoa; Scleractinia; Pocilloporidae.